Planococcus citri (citrus mealybug) is the source of this 1063-nucleotide messenger RNA. RefSeq names its product Mitochondrial cardiolipin hydrolase zuc (gene zuc). Bases 136 to 816 code for a protein of 226 amino acids. Gene Ontology annotation, biological process: piRNA processing. The record is from RefSeq and is a predicted model, not a curated record. NCBI's taxonomy places the organism in Eukaryota, Metazoa, Arthropoda, Insecta, Hemiptera, Pseudococcidae. Gene Ontology annotation, cellular component: mitochondrion. Gene Ontology annotation, molecular function: RNA endonuclease activity producing 5'-phosphomonoesters, hydrolytic mechanism. The transcript has 3 exons.
AUUUUUUUUUUAUCAGACCACCAGACGCGAUUGAAGAAAAAAAAUGACUGAAAUUAUAAUUUAACGAAAUUGUUCGCGUUUUUGAACGUUUGUUACGACUUUUAUACCUUAUAUUGUGUAAAAAUCUAUGCCAAGAUGUCCGAUUACAAGUUACUUCGGUCAACCGGCGAUUUAAUUUACAAAUUCAUCUCUAGCAAUAAAUACGCUUCGGCAGCCGGCUUGGCUUUAGUCGUCGUGUGUUCAUUAUUGUAUCGCAGCAAAAGAUUCCUCAGCGAAAGCGGUACAUCGAAGAAAAGACGAAAGAAUAUAUCGAAAGAUGCCCUAAUCGAUGUAUUAUUCUUCUCGAAUGAAAACGCCAUGUGUCAAGAUCACAUCAACGACGGAAACACCUGUAGCGAUGACUGCGGUGCUCAAAAGCUAUUAACCCUGGUGGAAUAUUUAGACAUGGCCAAGGAAUCGUUGGACGUUUGUGUAUACACGAUUACUUCUAUUAAACUGGCCGAAGCGGUAUUACGUAAAUUCAACGAAGGUGUUGCCGUUCGUGUAAUCACCGAUGAUUCUAUGGCGUAUGGUGACGGAUCUCAGAUACCUUUGUUUCGUCGAAAUGGAGUUCGUGUCAGAGCGGAACCAUCGCAAAAUCUAAUGCAUCAUAAAUUCGCCGUCAUUGAUAGGAAAGUAUUGGUGACCGGAUCAUUUAACUGGACUCAACAAGCCACCUUCGGUAAUUGGGAAAACGUUAUCAUUACAUCGGAACCGGAAGAAGUAGUGCAGCGUUUCAGUGAUCAAUUCGAGAAGCUGUGGCAAAUACUGGAUUAAUAUCUUCGUCGCAGAUCUCGAUUACCAUUUUCGGUGCAUUUUUAUUUCAAGUUUUUUUGUUCACUUUCAGACGUGUUUUGUGAUAUAUUUUGUUAUUUUUUACGAGAGAUUUUCCUACGUUAAUUAUGUGAUAAUCCGAGGAUGUGUUAUCCGUAACUAUGGAAACACGAUUAUUAUUAGGAAGUUUUUUUUUUUUAAUAUGUAAUUUUGUAUUGAAGUCGAGAUAAACUUUACGUUGAUCAGUUGA